Zea mays is the source of this 2179-nucleotide messenger RNA. The record is from RefSeq. Lineage: Eukaryota; Viridiplantae; Streptophyta; Magnoliopsida; Poales; Poaceae.
AUCUUCGCCGCCGCUCAACGUUCCCCCCACGCCCCAACCUAUCCACGCGAAACCUUCUUUCCCCCGGGAGACGAUUCGUCAGGGAGAGGAAAGAGGCAAGAGGGGCCAUGGACGCUGCCAAGUUGGUGACGCCGGUCGCUGUGUCUCACAUUCUGGCGCACCCGUCGGCGGGCUCCGACGGCGCAGUGACCGAUCUCGUCGUUCAGGUCCUCGACCUGAAGUCCGUCGGCACGGGCAGCCGGUUCAGUUUCACAGCAACUGACGGGAAGGAUAAGAUCAAGGCGAUGCUUCCCACCAACUUCGGGUCGGAGGUCCGCUCUGGCAACCUGAAGAACCUCGGCCUCAUCCGCAUCAUCGACUACACUUGCAACGUCGUCAAAGGCAAAGAUGACAAAGUCUUGGUUGUCAUCAAAUGCGAGCUUGUGUGCCAAGCGCUUGACGCCGAGAUCAACGGCGAGGCCAAAAAAGAGGAGCCUCCAAUUGUGCUGAAGCCUAAGGACGAAUGCGUGGGCGUGACUCCCCCACUCGCUAUGAAGCCCAAGCAGGAGGUGAAGUCUGCGUCCCAGAUCGUGAAUGAGCAGCGUGGAAAUACUGCUCCUGUCAAGCCCCUUUCCAUGACAAAGAGGGUCCAUCCUUUGAUCACUCUGAACCCCUACCAGGGUAACUGGGUCAUUAAGGUGCGGGUCACGAGCAAAGGCAACCUGAGAACCUACAGGAAUGCUCGCGGAGAAGGCUGUGUCUUCAAUGUAGAGCUCACCGAUGAGGAUGGCACCCAGAUCCAAGCCACCAUGUUUAAUGACGCUGCAAAGAAGUUCUAUCCGAUUUUUGAGCUGGGAAAGGUCUAUUAUGUCUCAAAAGGAUCUCUUAGAAUUGCUAACAAGCAGUUCAAGACUGUCCAAAAUGACUACGAGAUGUCACUAAACGAGAAUGCUAUUGUUGAAGAAGCAGAGGGGGAGACUUGCAUUCCGCAAGUGCAAUACAACCUUGUCAAGAUUGAUCAGCUAGGAUCGUAUGUCGGUGGCAGGGAGCUUGUAGAUAUUGUUGGUGUGGUUCAGAGCGUAUCUCCCACACUCAGUGUUAGGAGAAAGAUUGACAACGAGACAAUACCGAAGCGUGACAUUGUUGUGGCGGAUGACUCUGGCAAAACUGUUAGCAUCUCUCUUUGGAAUGAUCUUGCUACUACGACCGGCCAAGAGCUUUUGAACAUGGCUGACAGUUCGCCUGUUGUUGCGAUAAAGAGCCUAAAAGUGUCUGACUUCCAAGGCGUGUCUCUUUCUACUGUAGGCAAAAGUACUCUUGCGAUUAAUCCUGAUCUACACGAGGCUCAGAAUCUCAAAUCAUGGUAUGACUCUGAAGGCAAAGAUACUUCGCUGGCACCAAUUGGUGCAGAAAUGGGUGCCGCACGGGCCGGUGGCUUCAAGUCCACGUAUUCUGAUAGAGUUUUUCUGUCUCACAUUACUAGUGAUCCUGCCAUGGGCCAGGAAAAGCCUGUUUUCUUCAGUUUGUAUGCCACCAUAAGCCACAUCAAGCCUGACCAGAACAUGUGGUACCGUGCUUGCAAGACCUGCAACAAGAAGGUGACUGAAACUUUUGGAUCUGGAUACUGGUGUGAGGGAUGCCAAAAGAAUGACUCGGAAUGCUCACUGAGAUACAUCAUGGUCAUCAAGGUCUCCGAUCCUACUGGCGAGGCAUGGUUCUCUGUGUUCAACGAGCAUGCAGAGAAGAUCAUUGGCUGCAGCGCCGACGAGCUUGAUCGGAUCAGGAAAGAGGAGGGGGACGACAGUUAUGUUCUGAAGCUCAAGGAAGCCACCUGGGUUCCUCACCUGUUCCGCGUCAGCGUCACACAGCAUGAAUACAAUAACGAGAAAAGGCAGAGAAUCACUGUGAGGAGUGAAGCGCCGGUCGAGCACGCAGCUGAAUCCAAGUACCUGCUUGAACAGAUAGCGAAGCUUACUGCUUGAUAGUAGAAGAUGCAACCUUACUGCAAAUAGCGAGGAUUAUUAGGACUAAUUGAUGGUGUCAGGUCAUUGCGGCCCUAAGCUUUAGCUAUGUAUCAGCAGUCAGAUGUAUUAACCAUUCCCUGCUCUAAUAGUCAUCUAUCAGCAGUCAGAUGUAUUUAACCAUUCCCUGCUUAAUAGCUCUCUACCAGGAGUCGGAAGUUUUUAACCAUUCCCUGCUC